CGCUGGUCGUCGCUUUCCUGCCGUCCUCCUCCUCUCCUUCCUCCAGCAGCAUCCGUGGCUCCCCGCAGAGGACAGCGGGUGUUUGUAGGACACAGGGCCCGCGAAGGGAGGGGUCCUGGCCUGGGCACGGAUCCCGAAGAGGCCCCGGGGCCGCCGCUGGAUGGAGUCGGGCUGCAUUCAGACAGCAAUGGCUAUGGGUCUGACAUCGAAAAAGGCGUCUGCACGGAGCGUCGGCGUGGAGCGAAAAAACCUCAUCACGGUGUGCAGAUUCUCUGUAAAGACUCUCCUCGAAAAAUACACAACAGAGCCGAUAGAUGACUCAUCAGAGGAGUUCAUCAACUUUGCUGCCAUUUUAGAGCACAUCCUAAGCCACCGCUUCAAAGGUAACACUGCAGGUUCAGGGAGCUGGUUCAGCUCUGAUGGACAGCGCAGUUUUUGGGAAUAUAUCCGACUGGCAUGCAGCAAGGUGCAGAACAACUGCAUUGCCAGCAUUGAAAACAUAGAGAACAUCAGCACAUCAGGAGCCAAGGGGCGGGCAUGGAUUCGAGUAGCCUUGAUGGAGAAACGUCUGUCUGAGUAUGUCUCCACUGCUUUGAGGGACACAAGAACAACCAGGAGGUUUUAUGAUGAUGGAGCCAUCAUGCUCCGAGAGGAGGCCACUGUUCUGACUGGCAUGCUGAUUGGCCUAAGUGCCAUCGACUUCAGUUUUUGCUUGAAAGGAGAGACUCUUGAUGGGAAAUCACCACCUGUGAUUGACUACACACCCUACCUAAAGUUUACUCAGAGCUAUGACUACUUAAGUGACGAGGAGGACCGCCGCAGUGUGGACAGCAGUAACAGUGAGGAGAGUGUCCCAGAGCACCCCUACAUCCCGUUGGUGACUGAUGAGGAGAGCUGGAGCAACAAGUGUCGCAAGAUGGAGCAGAGGUUUAAGAUUGUCUACGCCCAGAAGGGUUACCUGGAGGAGCUGGUUCGCCUGCGAGAGUCACAGCUGAAGAACGUUGAGACAGAGAACAAGUGUCUGAGAGCAAAGGUGGAGGAGCUGACGGUCCAGAGCCAACAGGAGAAGAAAGAGCUGGAAUCCAUAGUGCUGGAGCUGCAAGCACAACUCUCUGCCCUCAUGCCCUGUGAUUCCUCCCAUCUGGUGAAAGAUUUCUCCAUCCCGAUGGUCAAGCAGUGGUCCACCAUCACAAACAACCAGGGUGAUGUUAAGCUUUUCCGCAGGAGGAGUUUUCAAAGUUUGGAGCAGCUUUCAGAUGAAGUCGGUGUGAACUCUGACUGCCAGAAAGUUGAUGGGAGAAAGAACGGAGAUGCAGCCUGGACUGCAGCAGGAAAAGAAGACACUCCUUCCAUGCUGGGUCUGUGCGGCUCUCUGGCCUCUUUGCCGAGCUCAAAGUCUCUGGCCAGCCUCAAGUCCAGCGAGUGUUUGGUCAGCAUCAGCACCGAGCCCAGCCCUGCACUCUCUCCCAGCUAGGAGCUCCUAGACCUGCGAACAGCAACAGAGAUUUAACCCCCAGCCUGUCUGCCUGGUGAUGCUGCGUCGACCAUAACCCUGUUCCCACAAUCCACCCUCAACAGCUCCAUGAGAACACAACCGGAAAGACACCAUCUCUGGAUUUUUUUGUAGUACACAUUAGAGGGAAGUCAUCAUAAAGCAGAAAUGAUCCGCUCUCCUCGCCUUAUCCGCUCAAACUCCCCAACAACCACUUCGUACUCUCCGUUAAUCACCUGUUGUCCAAAGCACCCUUUUCCCCUUAAAUGAUAAUCCAAUGUUUCCCUUUUUUAAAUAUCAGUAUUCCUCCAAUGACAUGUAUGUUUAUGUGGCCAGUUUUAUUAAAUUUUAUUCUCAUAAUAUAAGCAAACAUCUCUCUUUGAAUGCAGCCACUCAUUUUAAGAGAUUCAGAUGAUCUUAUAAACUGUUCCUACAAUGAAAAGCACCUAAAACACUUAAACGAGUGUCCAAGGACUGCAAACCCAACUCAUGCAUAUCAUUUCUGCUUGAGAAAUCAAACAGUUUCAGUAUGUUUAAAUAUGUGCAGCUAUUUAUUGAAUCUAUUAAAUCUAAGUCUAUCACAUGUUUAUUUUAUCUUAAUUUAAUCCAAUACUGCAGUAUUUUCCCUUUACAGGCAUAUUUUUGUUUAUCAUUGUUUUGUGUUGCAAUAAACUGCCUUUUUCCAUUAUGUGCGUCUGUUUGGAUAUAUGUGGGGUGCGAUGUGUGCAGGAAAAGGUGUCUGACUCACUUCUUCAGAUUCUUCAGUGAACUGUUGCAACAAAAGAGCACAAAAACAUCAAACUAAGUCAACAAGGAAGUGGUUUUAAAUGGUUCCAGUAUAUCUGCUCCUGGAGAUGCUGGAUUGAAAAGUUCAUAGUUGGGAUAUGUGCUCUGGCUCCAUCUUGUGGUAUUGUAUUUGAAGGUGUUAGAUGUUGAAUGAAA
This is a messenger RNA of Cheilinus undulatus (humphead wrasse), 2434 nucleotides long. RefSeq names its product RUN domain-containing protein 3A-like. Lineage: Eukaryota; Metazoa; Chordata; Actinopteri; Labriformes; Labridae. The record is from RefSeq and is a predicted model, not a curated record. Gene Ontology annotation, cellular component: cytosol. The coding region runs from base 161 to 1474 and encodes 437 amino acids. The transcript is spliced from 11 exons.